Saprolegnia diclina VS20 is the source of this 729-nucleotide messenger RNA. RefSeq lists its product as hypothetical. The record is from RefSeq and is a predicted model, not a curated record. Gene Ontology annotation, molecular function: ligase activity. The coding region runs from base 81 to 668 and encodes 195 amino acids. The transcript has a single exon. NCBI's taxonomy places the organism in Eukaryota, Oomycota, Saprolegniomycetes, Saprolegniales, Saprolegniaceae.
UGAUCGUGAAGUCGACAGCCCGCUGGCUCGGCGCCGCCGCCCGCCGAUGGCCGACGCAUGGCCUUCGGAGCGCCCGCGUCAUGUCCAUGCCUGCGCUUUGUUCGAGCAGCACCGCGCCAACGCGCUGCCCCUUUGGUACCAUCCUCGGCGUGUGCGACGACAUUAGUGUCUACUCGUGCUACAACGCCGCCUGCCCCAAGAUGGCGCGUGGCCUCGUCCACUUCCACAACGGCGUCUUCACAGGGCUGCAGUGGCAGUGCGUCGAGCUCGCGCGGCGCUACCUCGUCGUGCGCAGCGGCGUCACGUUUUCGUCGAUUCGUUUUGCGUACGAGAUUUUUGCGCCGACGACCGCCUUUGCCACGGUCGCCGACGAGCGCCCGGUCGCCGUCGACCGGUGUCACAACGGCGCACCGACACGGCCGCGCGUCGGGUCGCUUCUGAUCUGGGACCACGGCGGCCACAUGAAGGAGACGGGCCACGUCGCCGUCAUCACGCGCGUCGCCGACGACUACGUGGACAUUAUCGAACAGAACCACGACGACAGUGUCUGGCCAUCCGACCAAGACUACUCGAGGCGCCUCGCGGCGACCGUGACCAAGGACGGCUACGCGAUUGCACCGGCGUCGACCAACGAAACGAUCCUAGGCUGGAUCAACAUCCCUGCCUAGUCUCCUCCGCACCAAUAUAUAUUAUCCUUCUUCAUGUACUAUCUACUACUCGCAUGUCUUA